Molecule: messenger RNA, 1458 nt
Organism: Paramuricea clavata
Lineage: Eukaryota; Metazoa; Cnidaria; Anthozoa; Malacalcyonacea; Plexauridae
Source: the annotation of a GenBank genome assembly
AUGAUAUUAUCAGACCUCAACACUCCUUUUGACAACUCUGAACAAACACCAGAGUCCACAUAUGACUGGCAACUCGACAGAGCCAAUUAUUCAGAACAACAAAUUCAAGAAAUGCCAACAUGGAUAAAAACAAACAAAGAGGAAUACACUGUUGAUGAACAAUAUGAUGUUGUUGACAUCAACAGUUUUAGCGAAAUGCAAAAACUUGCUUAUGACAUUGUUAAGUCUCAUUUUGAUGAUACACCAUCUGUGAAAGAACCAUUAUGUCUCAUUAUAAAUGGUGUUGCAGGAACUGGUAAAAGUUACCUUAUUAAUGCUAUUAGAAAUCUUUUGCAAAGUAAAUGUGCUGUUACUGCUACCACAGGUAAAGCAGCUUAUAACAUUAGAGGUGUAACUGUGCAUUCUCUAUUAAAGUUACCUAUAGGAUCAAGAGGUAAUAAAGACCUCACAGGACAAAGCUUGUGUAGGUUACAAGAGAGUGUUAAUAACAUUGGAUACAUCAUUAUUGAUGAAUACUCCAUGCUUGGCCAAGUUACUUUUGGUUGGAUAGACAAGCGUUGCAAACAAGCAACUGGUUAUAAUGACAAAGUAUUUGGAGGAAGAUCAUUGAUUUUAACCGGUGAUCCAGGUCAAUUGCCACCAGUAGCAGAUAAACCUCUUUACCAUGCUAAACCAUCAAACGCUGUUGGUGAACAAGGUCAUCAAGCAUAUCAUAUGUUUGACAAAGUUGUCAAACUCACUGUAAAUCAACGUGUGCAAGGUAUGACAUCUGAGCAAGUACAGUUGAGAGAUUUGUUAUUGCGACUUCGCAAAGGUGACUCAACUAUUGAUGACUGGAAAUUACUGCUGACACGCCAACCAUCAAAUGUCACUAAUUUAUGUGACUUUGAAGAUUCUACUAGACUCUUUUAUAGUAUAGACUAAAUUAAAUAUAGACUCUUUGUUGGUAAUUACAACCAUGAGCAGCUAACAAAACUUGAGCAUCCAAUUGCUCAUAUUAAUGCGCGCCAUUCAUCUGCAUUGGCCAAAAAGAUAUCCUCAGAUGAUAUGUCUGGGUUAGAACCCGUUGUGUUUUUAGCAAAAGGUGCUAGGGUCAUGUUAACCAUGAAUUUGUGGUCAAGUGUUGGCCUCUGUAAUGGGGCUACUGGCACAGUUGUUGAUAUUAUCUAUCAGAACAACCAUCAACCUCCUGACUUACCUAUUGCGGUAAUAGUAGAAUUUGAAAACUAUAGAGGACCUGUUUUUAAUGAAAACCAACCAUUGUGUAUCCCAAUAAUUCCAAUCACAGUUGCAUCACAGACAGAAAUAGGUUUCCAUGAGAGGCAACAGUUACCUCUUAGGCUUGCUUGGGCUCUAACAAUACACAAGAGCCAAGGACUCACACUUCCAAAAGCAUGGAUAGAUAUUGGCAAUCUGAAAGAACUGCUGGAGUUUCUUAUGUUGCUAUUAGCAGAGUAA